GCCUAGUCUUCGUUGUUCUCUUCAAGUUAAUUUCAGAAGAGCAGCUGUGAGGUCCGGGACCUCUUUGCUUGCAACAUGGAGCAGCAGUCGAACAGGGCCCAUCGGCCCGUGAAGGAGAAGAAGAAAUACGAGGGCAACAAUCCAAAGGCAUUCGCCUUCUCCAAGACAGGAAAACUCAAUAGGCAGGCUGCGCGGUCGCACGAUGUCAAGGAAAAGAGACUGCAUGUGCCCCAGGUGGAUCGCAUGCCUGAAGAGGCUCCUCCGACGGUCGUCGCAGUCGUUGGCCCCCCGGUUGGCAAGACCACCCUCAUCAAGUCGUUGAUUCGCCGCUAUACCAAGCAGACUCUCAGCUCGCCCCAAGGGCCGCUGACUAUUGUCACCUCGAAGAAGCAGCGCCUCACCUUUAUGGAAUGUCCGUCCGAUUCCCUCGCAGCCAUGAUCGAUGUGUCCAAGAUUGCAGAUGUCGUCCUUUUGAUGAUUGAUGGAAACUAUGGAUUCGAGAUGGAGACCAUGGAAUUUCUGAACGCUUUGUCUACCAGCGGUAUGCCGGGAAAUGUUUUCGGUAUUCUUACCCACCUCGAUCUUUUCAAGAAGCAGAGCACCUUGAAGAUGACCAAGAAGCGCCUGAAGCACCGCUUCUGGAGCGAACUUUACCAGGGUGCAAAGCUCUUUUAUUUAUCUGGUGUCAUCAACGGCCGCUACCCCGAUCGCGAAGUGCACAACUUGUCUCGAUUCUUGUCGGUCAUGAAGACCCCACGCCCUCUCGUGUGGCGCAACUCCCACCCGUACGCGUUGGCCGAUCGCUUCCUGGAUGUCACACCUCCCACCAAGAUCGAAGAGAACCCCAAGUGUGACCGUACCAUCGCACUUUAUGGAUAUCUUCGAGGAACCAAUUUCCCCGCCCAGGGUGCUCGUGUGCAUGUUCCUGGUGUUGGCGAUUUGACGGUAUCUGGAAUCGAAGGUCUGCCUGACCCGUGCCCGACUCCCUUCGCCGAUCAGCAGAUGGCCAAAGCGACGGGCAAGAGUAAUAGGCGCAAGCUUGGUGAGAAGCAGAAACUGCUGUUUGCUCCCAUGUCCGAUGUUGGCGGUGUUCUGGUCGACAAGGAUGCUGUGUAUAUUGAUGUCAAGACCAACACCUUCAACCGGGAUUCUGACGAUGACUCCGAGGACGAAGAUCGUCGGGGUCUUGGCGAGCAGCUAGUGGUUGGUCUUCAGGGCGAACGCCGAUUGCUCGGCGAGGCUGAUCAGGGUGUGCGUCUCUUCCGUGGCGGUGAAGCGAUCGACCAAGCCGAUGAGGAUGAUGAGACUGGUCGGAAACACAGAAGACAUGCCCGGAUCGCUGAUACUGAGCGUGAUGGUCAAGCUGCGUCGGAUGACGACGAAGGAUUCGAAAGCGCUGAGGAUGACGACGAAGAACUGGCCGGUGAAGAGGACGAUGAUGAGUUGAGCGGGGAAGAAGAGGAUGUUUCAGCGCCCGCAGACUUCGAAACGAGCUUCAAAGAACGCCAGAAUGGAAACUCUCGUCGCGAGGAAGGAGAUGUUGCCUUUGCAGACAGUGAUUCCGACCUUGGCUCCAUCUCCUCGGUUUCAGACCAGGAACUUGAGAGCGGGGACGAGGAUGAGGAAGAGGGUGAUGAUGAAGACGAGGAAGAUGAAGAGGGCAACGUUCGAUGGAAGGACAACAUGCUGGCUAAUGCCAAGGCUCUCCAUGGAAAGCGCCCACCCUUCCGCGUCAAUGACCUCUCGCGAAUGCUGUACGAUGAGUCCAUCACCCCCGUCGAUGUGGUCCAAAUAUGGCGUGGAGAGGACGACGAGGAAGGUGAAGAAGAAGAGGAAGGUGAUGAUUUCUUCAAAAAGACCAACACCGAGAAAGAAAACCAAGCCGACUUCCGUGCCGUUCCCGAAUAUGACUACGAAGAGCUGGAGCGGAAGUGGCGUGAUGAGGAAUUGAUCGAAUCCUUGAGACGUCGUUUCGUGACUGCCAAGCUUUCGGGCGAUGGCUCUGAUGACGAAUUCGAUGAAGGCGAUCUGGACGACCUCGAUGAUGACGAUGAUGAGGGUGAUGGAGCAUUCGAGGACCUCGAGACUGGAGAGACCUUUGACGGCUUCGAUGAGGAUAAGGGUGAAGACGAGAAUGAGGAUGAGGAUGACGCAGAGCCCGAGGGCCGUAUGGACUUGGAAGCUGAGCGUGAGCGCAACGCUAAGAAGAAGGAAGAGUUGAAGCUUCGCUUCGAAGAGGAGGACCGUGAGGGCUUUGCCAAUGCGAAGGACGGAACCCGAGACGGUGUCGAAGGAGAGUUUGGCGAGGACGACUGGUACGAUCUGCAGAAGGCAAAGAUGCAGAAGCAGAUUGAUAUCAACCGCGCCGAGUUCGACACCUUGGACCCGGCCUCGCGUGCCCGCGCCGAAGGCUUCAAAGCUGGCACCUACGCCCGCAUUGUCCUGGAAAACGUGCCUUACGAGUUUGCAUCCAAGUUUAGUCCUCGAUUCCCCCUCAUUGUCGGAGGUCUGGCCCCUACCGAAGAUCGCUUUGGAUAUGUACAGAUUCGUAUCAAGCGUCACCGCUGGCACAAGAAGAUCUUGAAGAGCAACGACCCGUUGAUCUUUUCCCUUGGCUGGCGUCGUUUCCAAUCGCUGCCCAUCUACAGCACUUCGGACAGCCGGACUCGAAACCGUAUGCUCAAGUAUACUCCUGAACACAUGCACUGUUUCGGCGUCUUCUACGGUCCGCUCGUGGCACCCAACACUGGUUUCUGCUGCGUCCAGUCAUUCUCCAACAAGAACCCCGGAUUCCGCAUUGCUGCGACCGGCGUUGUACUCAACGUGGAUGAACACACCGAGAUCGUCAAGAAGCUGAAGCUUACUGGAGUGCCAUACAAGAUCUUCAAGAACACUGCCUUCAUCAAAGACAUGUUCAACUCCUCGCUGGAGAUUGCCAAGUUCGAGGGCGCAUCCAUCAGGACAGUCUCUGGUAUUCGUGGUCAAAUCAAGAAAGCUUUGAGCAAGCCCGAAGGCUACUUCCGUGCUACGUUCGAGGACAAGGUCCUGAUGAGUGAUAUAGUCUUCCUGCGGGCAUGGUACCCUAUCAGGCCCCACCGUUUCUACAACCCAGUGACGAACCUUCUUGACCAAGAAGAGGGUACUAACGAGAACGGCUGGCAGGGAAUGCGCUUGACCGGUGAAGUUCGCCGCGAGAAGGGCAUUCCUACCCCGUUGAACAAGGACUCGGCAUACCACAAGAUCGAGCGUCAAGAGCGUCACUUCAACCCUCUGCGGGUGCCCAAGCAAUUGGCUGCCGACCUGCCUUUCAAGUCUCAGAUCACGAAGAUGAAGAAGCGCAACGACCAGACCUAUAUGCAGAAGCGGGCUGUCGUCCUCGGUGGCGAGGAGAAGAAGGCGCGGGAUCUGAUGCAGAAGCUGACCACCAUGCGCAACGAGAAGUCAGCCAAGCGUGCGGCGAAGCAGGAAGAGCGACGCAAGGUCUACCGAGCAAAGGUUGCCGAUAGCUUGGAGAAGAAGGAAGCUCGAGAAAAGAGAGAGCGCGAUGAUUACUGGCGUCGUGAGGGAAAGAAGCGGAAGAAUACCGAUGGAGAGUCUGGUGGUGGACGAGGUGGAAAGAAGCGCAAAUAA
Molecule: messenger RNA, 3630 nt
Organism: Penicillium cinerascens
Lineage: Eukaryota; Fungi; Ascomycota; Eurotiomycetes; Eurotiales; Aspergillaceae
Product: GTPase BMS1
Exons: 4
Coding region: 76-3630 (1184 amino acids)
Biological process (GO): ribosome biogenesis; maturation of SSU-rRNA from tricistronic rRNA transcript (SSU-rRNA, 5.8S rRNA, LSU-rRNA); endonucleolytic cleavage of tricistronic rRNA transcript (SSU-rRNA, 5.8S rRNA, LSU-rRNA)
Cellular component (GO): 90S preribosome; nucleus
Molecular function (GO): GTP binding; GTPase activity; U3 snoRNA binding
Source: RefSeq, a predicted model, not a curated record